GUUUGGACGCCAUUGUAGAAAAAAAAAAGUUGUCUGUUUUCAUCGCCCACUUUGCAGUGCUUUUCCAUCAGAAAUAAUGAAUCUACUGCCGAAGUCUCACAAGGAAUUUGGUGAGAAAGAGUACUGGAAUCGAUUCUUCAAGCAGCGCGGAAAGAGCAACUUCGAAUGGUACGGAGAGUACCUGGAGCUGGCUGAGCUGCUGCACAAGUAUGUGAAGCCCGCGGAUGAGGUUCUGGUCGUGGGAUGUGGUAAUUCUUCACUGAGUGCCAACUUGUUCGAUGUCGGCAUACGGAAGAUGAGCAGCAUUGAUAUUUCGCCGGUGGUGAUCAAGCAGAUGAAGCAAAUGCACGCUGGACAGCGUCCGGAAUUGGAAUUUCUCCAAAUGGAUGCAACUAGCAUGAGUUUCGAGGAUGGGAAGUUCUCGGUGGUGCUGGAUAAGGGCACUCUCGAUGCCCUCAUGACGGACGACAGCGAAGAGACGAUGGAAAUCGUCCGGAAGUACUGGUCAGAGGUGAUUAGGACGCUGAGGCUGGGCGGUAGGUUCAUCUGCAUCUCUUUGCUGCAGCAGCACAUCCUCGAGGCUGUGGUGAGACACUUUUCCGACCAGAACUUCAUGCUGAGAGUCAACAGAUGCCACGAAGCUGAGCAGAAGAGCGCUGAGAACAGCAAGGACGGCACGGCAAUGCCCGUCUUCAUGAUCAUCGCCACGAAAUUCAAGCCGAUGCCCAAGAAGCUGCUCGAGGUGUGUCUCUCUAUGGACGUGGCGAUGAUCCAGCGAGUGGAGACGGAAGAGGAGUUCAUCGAAGCCAUCCGGAGUGCCCAGAAAGCCGCCAUGGUUGUGGCUGGACUUCAUCGGAUGAGCAUAGCGGAUGAGAAAGAGGUGUCGCUGGAUCUCUAUCGGCCUGGUGAGGAUAGUGCGCGCUUCACAAUUUACGUGCUGGAUCAGAAAGGGCAUUUUGGCGCUGGAAAAUACGCCUCUUUCAUCGUACCGCAAGGCAGGGAGAGCGAAUGGCUGUUCUUUACGCCGGAAGGACGUCGCCGACUGCUAAAGACUGUCCGGUACAAUCGUCUCUCCAUCGUCACGAUGCAUCGUGGCCAGCAGUACAGUUCUUGGGACGCCGUGAAGGACGAAUUGUCGUCGAGUGUGCAAAAUCUGGCGCCGGCGGAUCUCAAGCCGGACGAGAUUAUUCCUUAUUUGUCUCUGGGAUGUGAUCUCGGCGCUCGGGAGAUCAUCCACGAGGGCAAGAGUGAAAGUUCUGGGAGCUUCAUUGUCGAAGAUGUGGCCGGAGAGGGUGAAAAUUUAUUCAGGAAACUCAUCUUCCUUUCCAAUCAGUUCGUCGUGCAAUCGGAGGCUCAAGUGAAAUUUGUGAAAAAGGGCAAGAAGAGAGUGAAGGUGAUUGACAAGAGCUAUCUCGGGUGUCAGCAUCACCUAUUCAUGACGCUGGGCGUUCAGAUGAGCGCCAGAUUGGGCGCGAAGACGGCGAAGGUGUCUCCGCAUGUGUUGCUGAUCGGCCUGGGCGGUGGCGGACUGUGUCUGUUCAUGCAGCAGUGCCUCAAGAGUCGCAUCACCGCCGUGGAAAUUGACGCGGAGAUGCUUCAAGUGGCCACGAAGUUCUUCGGCCUGGAGCAGAGCGACAGCCUGAGAGUUGUCAUUGACGACGGACUGAACUUCCUGCGGGACAUCGAGGCCAGACAGGAGAUGUACGAUGCCAUCCUCUUCGAUGUGGACGGCAAGGAUCCGACAGUGGGCAUGAGUUGUCCGCCUGUGGACUUUGUCAGCGACGCCACGCUGCAAUUGGUGCGGAAGAGCCUGACGCCGGAUGGGAUGUUCGUGCUGAAUCUCGUGUGUCGCGAUGAGAGUGUGCGCGAGGCAGUUGUGAAGCGACUGAAGAGUGUCUUCAGGUCGGUUUGCAGAUACAAACUCGAGACGGAUCUCAAUGAGAUUCUGUACUGCUGGAAUGCGGAGAUUUCGCAGGGAAGAUUUGCGAUUGUAGUCAAAGAAGUGUCCAAGGAGAUGCAGAGGAUUGCGGCCGAGCAGAAGCUUCAGUUUGAUCAUGAAUUUCUGCAAGAGGACGCCUUUCCCAGCGACAUUUCCAUGCUUUAACUUU
Molecule: messenger RNA, 2108 nt
Organism: Phlebotomus argentipes
Lineage: Eukaryota; Metazoa; Arthropoda; Insecta; Diptera; Psychodidae
Product: eEF1A lysine and N-terminal methyltransferase homolog
Exons: 3
Coding region: 77-2104 (675 amino acids)
Source: RefSeq, a predicted model, not a curated record